CUCGCAGUUUCACCCUCACCUCCUCCAAUUCCAUUCAAAUCUUUUCGUAUAACCGUCCAAGCAGUUCUCUGCAGCUCACCCUCCUUCCAUCUCUCUCGAAAAGCUUCCGAAGUUCGAGAUGUGCAGAGGCAUUGGAAGAGAGAACAGCAGCCCUGGCGGGUCGUUCCUCAAAGAAGAGUCUCCGUGUAAACCGCCACCCAACAAGGCCUCGGUCGCGUGCGAGCUGUGCGGAUCGAGGGCGUGCCUGUAUUGCCAGGCCGACGACGCCUACCUGUGCCGGCAGUGCGACCGGUGGGUUCACGAGGCCAACUUCUUGGCCCAGAGGCACAUCCGGUGCUUGCUCUGCAACACCUGCCAGAGGCUCACCCAGAGAUACGUCCUCGGGCCGUCGACGGUGGUGGUGCUCCCCAGCAUGGUCGAGAACUGGGCGGAUCAGAGAGAUUCGAGCGAUGCUCAGGACAAGUCCUCGGGGAACAUCAGGAGGCCUUUCCUGUUCCUCUGAGCGCUCUCCUUUUCUUCACUCUCUUUCUUUUUGUUUUUGAUAACCCCUUUCGCUAUUCUUUCAAGAAUUUUCUGGGGAAGAAGUUAGGAGGAGCAUGAUGAUAUGUUUUCCCCUCUUUUCUUUUGAAUCUUGCUUGGAAUGGAGGAUUUAGUAUGGGUUUUGAAGCGUCAUAUGUUCUAGCUUGAGGAUACUGGGAAUGAUGAUCACACAAAGUAGGAGGGACUAGGAAGAGAGAACAUUACUGUAGAAACUCGUGUAAUUUAAGGAUGUUUGUGGCCACGUUUCACCCCCUGGUGCUGUCUUGAACUUGACUAGAGUCGAUCUGAUGUGAUGGUGAUGGUGAUGGUGGGCUAUGCUUUAUUUGCAAAAGAUUGUUCGUUUCCUGCAA
Syzygium oleosum is the source of this 890-nucleotide messenger RNA. RefSeq names its product B-box domain protein 30-like. The record is from RefSeq and is a predicted model, not a curated record. Bases 119 to 502 code for a protein of 127 amino acids. The transcript has a single exon. NCBI's taxonomy places the organism in Eukaryota, Viridiplantae, Streptophyta, Magnoliopsida, Myrtales, Myrtaceae. Gene Ontology annotation, molecular function: zinc ion binding.